Messenger RNA from Sporothrix brasiliensis 5110, 1527 nucleotides. Its product is annotated as UDP-N-acetylglucosamine--dolichyl-phosphate N-acetylglucosaminephosphotransferase. Bases 1 to 1527 code for a protein of 508 amino acids. The record is from RefSeq and is a predicted model, not a curated record. Gene Ontology annotation, cellular component: membrane. NCBI's taxonomy places the organism in Eukaryota, Fungi, Ascomycota, Sordariomycetes, Ophiostomatales, Ophiostomataceae. The transcript has a single exon. Gene Ontology annotation, molecular function: UDP-N-acetylglucosamine-dolichyl-phosphate N-acetylglucosaminephosphotransferase activity. Gene Ontology annotation, biological process: protein N-linked glycosylation; dolichol-linked oligosaccharide biosynthetic process.
AUGGCGUCCUCGGCCUCGUCGACGCGCGCCGCGUCUCCCAACGGCCACGCCCACACGCCACCCCCGCCACCCCCGACCACGCUGAAGCAGGAGAACGCCGCCUUGGCCGCCGGCAUCCCCAGCAGCCUCUCCCCGACCGAGACCUACAGCCUGCUCGCCCUGGCCGUCGCCUGUGCCACCGUCCUCGGAAACACCGUGCGCCGCGAGGACGGCGCGCCCUUGACCGCGUCGCUCGCCCUCAGCGGCAUCGCCUUUGCCGCGAGCUACGCCAUGAUCCGCUGGCUGGGCCCGUCGUUUGUGCGCGCGGGCAUCAAGGGCGCCGACCUCGGCAAGGCGAACCGCCGCACGCUGCCCGAGUGCAUGGGCGCCGUGUGCGCCGUCGUGUACCUGCUGGCCAUCAUCGUCUUCAUCCCCAUGCCCUUCUACAAGGACAUCGUGGCCGCCACGAGCGGCGGCGGCAACCGCGACGUCGUCCUGCCCGACGUCCCCGCCGCCCACGUCGAGCAGGGCCGCCUGCUGCACCGCUUCCCGCACUCCAAGCUGGCCUCGUUUCUGUCCGCCAUCAUCUCGCUGCAGUCCAUCACGCUGCUCGGCAUCGGCGACGACCUGUUUGACAUCCGCUGGCGCCACAAGUUUUUGAUCCCCGGCUUUGCCGCCAUCCCGCUGCUCGUCGUCUACUUUGUCGACUUUGGCGUCACGUCCGUCGUCGUGCCCACGCCCCUGCAGCCGUACCUCGGCGAGCUCGUCCGCCUCGGCCCGCUCUACUACCUCUACAUGGCCGCCGUCGCCAUCUUCUCGCCCAACAGCAUCAACAUCCUCGCCGGCAUCAACGGCAUCGAGGUCGCCCAGUCCGUCGUCGUCGCCGCCCUCCUCGUCUUCAACGACGCCCUCUACCUGCUCGCCGGGCCCUACCCCCACCCGGCCACCGACAGCCACCUGUUCUCCCUCUACUUUCUGCUGCCCUUCUUGGGCGUGUCGCUGGCCCUGCUCGCCCACAACUGGUACCCCGCCCGCGUCUUUGUCGGCGACACCUACUGCUACUUCGCCGGCAUGGUCUUUGUCGUCGUCAGCAUCCUCGGCCACUUCUCCAAGACCCUCGUGCUCCUCCUGCUGCCCCAGAUUGCCAACUUUGCCUACUCCGCUCCGCAAAUCUUCGGCCUCGUCCCCUGCCCCCGCCACCGCAUGCCGCGCUUCCACGCCCGCACGGGCCUGCUCGAGCCCUCCGUCACCGUCUGGCGCCCCGACCGCCAGCCCAGCGCCCCCGUGGCCUGGGCCCUGCGCCUGCUGGCACGCCUGCGCCUGCUGCGCCUGACCGCCGACCCCGCGGACCCGGCCGUGAUCCAGGAGACGUCCAACAUGACGCUCCUCAACCUCUGGCUGGUGUGGCGGGGCCCGCUGCGGGAGGACCGGCUGGCCCUGGAGGUGGUGGUCAUGCAGGCCUGCGUCGGCCUGUUUGGCCUGUUUGUGCGCCACCGGCUGGCCCUGUUGAUCUUUAAGGAGGACAACCUGGGUGCUGUGCGGUAUUAA